AAAAAGGUCACCCCACACCGAAAAUAAAACACCAUCACAGCCAUCUAAGCUUUCUACUUUGCUGUGUACGUCAUCUGCGUGUGUAGAUCAUUCAAUAGAGAAGUAUUAAAGGCAAUUGAGGCCUGACUUUUCACUUGUCAACAACUUCACCAUGUUUCACCCAAAACAAGUAUUUAUUGCAGUCAUAGGCACGGGCGGCGUCGGCCGAACCUUCCUCUCCCAACUCCACUUCCUGGGGUCCAAGCUCUGCCAGGACGCCUCUUCGCCGAUAUACCUCUCCACUAUAGUUCUCUCUACAAGCAAAAAGUUCAUCUCCAGCACCGAUUAUCACCCCAUUCACCUCGACAGCUGGGAGAAGGACCUCGCUGCUUCCACCACCACGCCUCCCUCAUUCUCCGAUCUUGCCGAGUACCUCUCUAAAGCACCAAACAAGGUGGUGUUGGUAGACAACACAAGCAAUGAGACCCUCGCAGAGGCCUACCCGCUGUUCUUGAAGAAGGGCAUCAACAUCGUGACGCCGAACAAGAAGGCGUUCUCGGGUAGCUACGAGCUAUGGCAAAACAUCUUCGGGGCCGCAGCUAAUGGCAGCGGGAUCGGCGGGUACGUGUUCCACGAGAGCAGCGUUGGAGCCGGACUGCCCGUCAUCUCCACACUUAAAGAGCUUGUUGAGACGGGCGACGAGGUGUACAGGAUCGAGGGCGUGUUCUCGGGCACUAUGAGCUUCCUGUUCAACAGCUUCAUGCCUGUCGGUGGCGGAGGUAGCUCCUUCUCGGCCGAGGUCAAGAAGGCGAAGGAAUUGGGGUACACUGAGCCGGACCCAAGAGAUGACUUGAAUGGGCAGGAUGUUGCGCGAAAGUUGACCAUCCUGGCGAGGUUGGUCGGACUGCCAGUGGAGAGUUCUACCUCAUUCCCUGUCCAGAGCCUGAUCCCGUCAGAGCUUGAAGGCUGCAAGAGCGGCGACGAGUUCUUGCAGCGCCUCGGCGAAUUCGAUGGCAAAAUGGAAGAGCUGAAAAAGGGGGCUGCGUCCGAAGGCAAGGUCGUGAGGUUUGUAGGAAGCGUCGAUGUCGCGAAGAACAAGGUUAAGGUCGGGCUAGAGAAUUUCGAUCCUUCCCAUCCUAUUGCGGCACUGAAGGGAAGCGACAACAUCAUCAGCUUCUAUACGAAGCGCUAUGGCGACAACCCCUUAAUCAUUCAAGGGGCUGGUGCAGGCGGCGAAGUUACGGCUAUGGGUGUCACGGCGGAUCUCAUCAAAGUCUUGCGCUUACUUCGAUAGGAGGAGCGUAAGAAACUCAAUUCAUGAAGGUUACGGCAUCCAAUUCAUGAUUGCUUCAUGAAGGUUUCUACUUAGACAGGUAGAUAAAAUAAAUGAGCAAGGAGCUCAUAACUGGCUUGUUAAGAAAUCCAUGAUAUUGCCUGCAAGCCACUGUUAGAAGUGCUUCAAUGUCUUUUCGAGAUCUGAAUGAACUCGAAGUUAACUUUCUGGGCUACCUCAUACCGCGUGGUCUACGAGCAUCUGAAACAG
Mytilinidion resinicola is the source of this 1522-nucleotide messenger RNA. RefSeq names its product bifunctional aspartokinase/homoserine dehydrogenase 1. The transcript has 2 exons. NCBI's taxonomy places the organism in Eukaryota, Fungi, Ascomycota, Dothideomycetes, Mytilinidiales, Mytilinidiaceae. Gene Ontology annotation, molecular function: NADP binding; aspartate kinase activity; homoserine dehydrogenase activity. The record is from RefSeq and is a predicted model, not a curated record. Gene Ontology annotation, biological process: aspartate family amino acid biosynthetic process; L-homoserine biosynthetic process. Bases 152 to 1273 code for a protein of 373 amino acids.